Humulus lupulus (European hop) is the source of this 699-nucleotide messenger RNA. RefSeq lists its product as uncharacterized. NCBI's taxonomy places the organism in Eukaryota, Viridiplantae, Streptophyta, Magnoliopsida, Rosales, Cannabaceae. The transcript is spliced from 2 exons. The coding region runs from base 1 to 699 and encodes 232 amino acids. The record is from RefSeq and is a predicted model, not a curated record.
AUGGACUCCGAGAAUGUGUUCGAUAUAUACAGUGCCCCUGAGGCUCCUGAAGCUCCCUCGAGCAAGAAGAAAACAAGCAAGAGGCAUCCCGGGGAAAGCAGUAAAGUACCUCAGGCCAAGAAAACCCAUACUGCAGGCCCUCCGGUAGACGGACCCUCAGCAAAUGUAACACCACCUCCUUCUCCUCUCGAGCAGCAAACUCCCCAUGCUCCUGUCGGGUCGACACCUUCUCCACCAACCCCAACCGACCAGACUCAACAGGCUGCUCCUACUUCCACGGGGGGUGACAUAUCGAGUCACGCCUUAAGAUCGGUCAAAGAUAGGGUGGCCAAAAUUUUGAAGCAUGAAUGUUGCCGAGAGGCGAUGGCUUCGACGGAGACAAUGGACGUCGACCAAAUCUUAACCCGCGCAUUGAAUGAGUUUGCUAGUGCAAUGCUGACCCUUACUGCCGGCCGGCUUCGCUCGGGUGCUGUCACCGAGCAUUCCAGGACUCUAGAGCAACGGCACGCUGAAGAACUCAAAGCUGCCGAAGCGAAAUAUGCUGAACAGCUUGAGGCAGUGCUCGAGGAGAAGAACAAACUGGAUGAGGAGUUGAGGGAGAAGCAGACUGCUCUAGACAAGGCCGUCGAGCAAAGAGACAAUUUCAAGAGUCUAAUCGCAUCAACUAUCGCGAGGCUAAAAAGCUUGAGUAGGACUUGA